Molecule: messenger RNA, 2724 nt
Organism: Klebsormidium nitens
Lineage: Eukaryota; Viridiplantae; Streptophyta; Klebsormidiophyceae; Klebsormidiales; Klebsormidiaceae
Source: the annotation of a GenBank genome assembly
UUCACAGGUUCACCAGACCAAAACGCUGGAAACCAAAUUGAAAGCGAAGAAACGGAAGGGCGGGCGCCUUUGUGGAAGCUUGUUGGUAGCUCCUCAUGGUGGGCAGGUCGCCCUCUGUUAGAUGGCCCGCCUGGGAUUGAUUCCACGCCUCGCUCUUCUAGGCACCUUCAACCUGGCGGUUCUGGCUGUCUACCUCAAAGUCAUUGAGAGGUCCCGCAAUCGUGGUGGCAGCUUUGAGCGAGACGGGUACGAGUUCUGGGGCAUGUGGUCGUCUCCAAAGCACGUCAGAGAGCAAGAGACUAAGAAAGCGGAGUAAAGCAGAAGUUCAAGGAUCUUCAAGCGCUUUCACCGGGAAAGUCGGGGCCAGGAAUCUUUUGUUAGGAGCAUUGAGGUUGCAGGAAAGCGGAAAGUUAGUGGAAAGUUCCUAGUGGUGCCAUUUGGGACCUAAGGCAAGUCAGAAUUGCCCCAGUCUUGCGUCCAGGGGAAUCCAGCUGGGUAGCUUGAGAGCUUUUUCAGGUGAAUGGGAGCUCCUGAAGGUGCAUAGAAGGUCCUCAAGACUUCGACGGGUUUAUGAGUAGAGGCUGUUUGCAGGACGUAGAGAGAAUCGCUAGAAAGCAGACGACUUCUCUGAAAAGCAGCGGGGAUUUCCAGAAAGCAUAGGAUUAUCUGGGCAUAGAAAUUAAGGGAGCAUAGCAUAUGGCAGACGUCACAGCGAUGCCAAGCACCUCUGGGACGGAUCCCCCGGUAGAGCCGCGGAGGUUUAAGGGCUCUAGAGGGGGGCCAGCAUCGGGAGGGCCCUCAGAGGCAAUCUUAGCCGUCGAUGUCAAGCCCCGGACGGCUGCGAACGGCCCUGUGAAGCGGUUUGUGCGGCAGCAGGUGCCGAGCGAAAUCCUGGAGGACCCGUUGCUGAGGUCAGCAAUGGAAGCGCUGCCGAAGAAUUACAACCUUGAGAUACCAAAGACGGUCUGGCGGCUAAAGCAGGCCAAGGCCAAGACCGUGGCGCUGCAGUUCCCCGAGGGUCUGCUGAUGUAUGCGACGACGAUCGCAGACAUUCUGGAGCGUUUUGCGGGCGUCGAGCACUGCUUGGUCCUGGGCGACGUUACUUAUGGGGCGUGCUGCGUGGACGACUUCAGCGCCGGCGCGCUUGGCGCCGACUUUCUGGUCCACUACGGCCACUCCUGCCUAGUUCCUGUUGACGUCACCUCCAUUCCGUGCCUCUACGUCUUUGUCGACAUCGCAAUCGACACCGCGCAUCUAGUAUCAACGGUCAAGCUCAACUUCGCGCGGGGCGCGGAUUUGGUGCUAGCCGGGACGAUCCAGUUUGCGGCGGCGGUGCAGGCGGCGCGGGGCGCCCUUGCGGAGGAUUUCCCGUCGCUGGUGGUGCCACAGGCCAAGCCGUUGUCCCCGGGGGAGGUUCUGGGCUGUACCGCCCCCGUACUUGCGAGCAAAGCGGACGCCAUCGUCUUUGUCGCGGACGGGAGGUUCCACCUGGAGGCGAUUAUGAUUGCGAACCCCACAGUGCCUGCUUACAGGUACGACCCCUACAGCAAAGUCCUCACGAUCGAGGAGUACGACCAUCUAGGAAUGCGCCGCGCGCGUCGUCGGGCGAUCGAAGCCUCCUGGCGCGCGAAACGGUUCGGCGUCGUGCUCGGAACCCUUGGCCGGCAGGGCAACCCGCGCAUCCUAACCCACGUGGAAACCCGGUUACGAACCCGCGGGUUAGACUACGUGGUUCUAUUAGUCUCCGAGCUGAACCCGGCGAAAGUCCAGCGGUUUAAGGGGUCCGUUGACGCGUGGGUGCAAAUUGCGUGUCCGCGAUUGUCGAUUGAUUGGGGCGAGGCGUUUGACGCGCCACUGCUGACGCCGUACGAACUAGAAGUGGCGCUGGGGUUCGUCGCGCCGUGGUGGGAGGGAGCCCGGGGGGACACGGCUGAAGGCGUCACUGUCAGCAGCGGCGAGGUUAGGAGUGGACCUGUCGACGUCAGCGGCAGUUCUGCUGACGCUCGAGAAACUUCUGCGGACGUCAGCAUCAGUGGAGUGGGAGGCGACCGGGGGGGUGGUCGGAAGGGUGGGGCGGGGACUUGUGGAUGCUCGUCUGAUAGGGGGGGUGUUUCGGAGCCUGGACGAAGGGGCGCUUCCGAGGAGGGGCCAGAUCGGACCGGGGUCACGGAUGGGGCUUCUGAAGGGGAGCUUCCGUCUCAGUCAGCAUCUGCUGCGGGGAGAGAAGCCAUAGCUAAUGGUACUAGAGUCACUGUGGAUGAGCCAGAAAAGGUCGGUUCCCGUAAGGCUCCAGAGUUGGACAAAGAAGCUCCGAGCACAGGUCCCUGUACUAUCAAAGGAAGCACCGCCACGUGUAGGGAGUCGGAAGAGUGGGAACGGGUGGCACCGUACCCGAUGGAUUACUACGCAAGAGAUGGCGGUCCAUGGAACUCGGUUUACGGGCCAAAGCCAAGGGUGAAGGCGAAAGGAUAGCCACAAUUUGGUGAAUGCGUCAAUUGUUCCUAGCUGUUGGUUCAAGCCUCAUGGGAGUUGGUCAGAUGCAGAUGUGUCCGACCAGGUACGGUAUCCAUCCGGACUGGCUGCGCGCAUUCUGUUCAGCAUGGGAGCUUGAACUCGAGGAUGCAGGAUCAUGGUAGCUGCAAGCCAUUAUAAGUUUUAAAACUCAACGCAGACAGAUUUUGGAGCAUCCCGGCACCGCAUCGUGUUGGAUAAGCGGCAUGCAGU